GGAGCUAAGGAUCUGUUCUUGGUCUCGCUCUGAUGGCAACUAAACAGGGGCAUGGCAAGUGGGUAAAGGCCCAAUUUGCCUCUUCCAAGGAAGUUGCUGCUUAAGCAUAUAACCAGUCUUCAGAUGAGAUGAGAAUGGAAUACCCGCGCACUCGCCGUCCUCUUUCGAAAUAAUCAAAUAUAUAGAAGCCGAACUCACCGGAGCUUACUUGGAAAUCGAGCUUUUCCUUUGGUCCACCCAACCGAGGAUAUGAUCUGAUCAAUUGCAGUGCAGAUCCCCCGAUGGAUUCCUUCAUCGAUCAUGAAGUUGCGGCUUCUGUGGUGAAGAAAAGGCGCCACUAUACGAGCAAGCAAAGGAUCCUCCUUGUUGGGGAAGGAGACUUCUCCUUUUCCCUCAGCUUGGCCACCGCCUUUGGGUUUGCGACUGGAAUGGUCGCCACAUCUCUGGACUCCAAAGAUCGGCUUGCUUACAAGUAUUGUUCAGCCACGAGUAAUGUAGAAAGGCUGCGACAGUUGGGUUGCCGAGUUCUUCAUGGAAUUGAUGCAACAACAAUGAGCAAGAACCUUAGUCUAAGGACCAACAAAUUCGAUAGAAUCGUCUACAACUUUCCGCAUGCAGGCUUUAUAUGCUCUGAAACCUCAGCAUUUCAAAUUGAGUUGCACAAACAUCUGUUGAUGGGAUUCUUUGAAAACGCGAGGGAGUUGCUGUCUCAUAGCCAUGGCGAGGUCCAUGUUACUCACAAGCAGGGGCAUCCCUACAGCAAGUGGGAAUUGGAGAAAAUAGCAGAGAAGAAUGGAUUUGUUCUCAUCGAGGCCUCACGCUUCAGGUUGAGCGAUUACCCUGGCUACCUCAACAAGAGGGGUGCGGGGUCUCAUCCUGACCGAACAUUCUACGUCGGCAAGGCCAGCACUUUCAGGUUCAAGAUGGACGCCGGCCUCCUCGAUUGGCCGGAUCUUAUAUCGUUGCAAAUGGUUUAUGAGUGUUUUGCUGAGACUGGUAAUAGUACGGCUGUUAUAAAGGUCGAAGUUAUGGAAGAUGAAGGUACUGAAGCUACGAAUGAUUCCGACGAAAAGAUGUGUCUAACUGUUGAAAGAACUAAGCCGGUGCACGAAACUUUGGUCCACAGGCCUGUGCACACAACUAGCUUUCCUGCAAUCAAUACUCCAGAUAAAAAAUGCAAGCUGCCAGAAGAUGACAAAUCUACUGCAAUUUUAAAGUUGUUGAUAAAGAUGGUAAAAUUUCUAGUACGCGUUUGUUUCCACCCUUUUCAUUGAAGGGGAAACUCCAGCUGAGUGAGGAAAUAAUUAUAACCCCGACUCCUGGCGUGGUUAAAACCUGAAAGGUUGCUGCAGGAUAUAAAAGGAACAACGCGACCACUGGAAGCUGCCGGAUUGUCUCCCCCCUGGCCGGUCUCAGAUGUGCUGAAUCACGAUUGCUUGUUACUUCCAAAACCCUUUUUCUGUCAAUCGAAGAAGAAAGAUACGUAGUUGCCGCUAAGACAGCAGAUGGACCAUGUAAUCACAAAGGAGAUGGCAAAGUUUAGAAAGGGAUGGUUUGUAAUUUCGCAUAUAUAUAUAUACGUUACUGUGUUGCAUCCGCCUCCAUCGGCGAGGCUGGGCUUUCAGA
Molecule: messenger RNA, 1626 nt
Organism: Nymphaea colorata (pocket water lily)
Lineage: Eukaryota; Viridiplantae; Streptophyta; Magnoliopsida; Nymphaeales; Nymphaeaceae
Exons: 3
Coding region: 282-1274 (330 amino acids)
Biological process (GO): rRNA base methylation
Cellular component (GO): cytoplasm
Molecular function (GO): rRNA (uridine-N3-)-methyltransferase activity
Source: RefSeq, a predicted model, not a curated record